AGUUUUAAAAUCCUAUUAAGUGAAGCUCGUCCUGAACUUUCUCCCCCCAUCGAGGAGGCUGAAGUGGUUCAGUCCAUGAUAGCGGAAGUGCUGACAGCGGACUGGAGAGAGAGCAAGUAAAGUUCCAGACACUCGGUCGAGUUUGUGUUGAUUUGUGUAGACGACAGCAGAAGCGCCACAGAGAGACCCCGAGAUGCGGCGAAAGCAGAAGAGACUGCUGCAGAUCGCGCUGCUGCUGCUGCUGGUCUUUCUGUUCCUGCCGAGCGUCGGCUUGUGGUCCGCGUCUCUGGAGCGAAUGUUUGACAGCUCUGUGGACGCCGCCGCACUCUCGCGCGCACAGAAAGUGAACAAGGUGCAGAAUGAGGGCGUUCGGAGGAAGGACUGGCACGACCAUGCCCUCAUUAGGAGCGAAGCGGCACGUUCAGGUGUCGGCGAGCAGGGCCGGCCGUAUCCGCUGACCGACUCGGACCGCGUGGACCAGGCCUACAGGGAGAACGGAUUCAACAUAUUCGUCAGCAAUCGCAUCGCCCUCAACAGAUCCCUGCCUGACAUCAGACACCCGAACUGUAAGACGAAGCUGUAUGCAGAAGAUCUUCCCAACACCAGCAUCAUCAUCCCCUUCCACAACGAGGGCUGGUCGUCUCUGCUGCGCACCGUUCACAGCGUCCUCAACCGCUCGCCUGCGCAGCUCAUCGCCGAGAUCAUCCUCGUGGACGACUUCAGCGACAAAGAGCAUCUGAAGGCUCCUCUGGAGGAGUACAUGGUGCGGCUGCCGAAGGUUCGAAUCCUGCGCACGAAGAAGCGCGAGGGUCUGAUCCGGACCAGACUGCUGGGUGCCGCGGCGGCGAAGGGUCAGGUCAUCACCUUCCUGGACUCACACUGCGAGGCCAACGUCAACUGGCUCCCGCCGUUACUGGAUCGCAUCGCAGAGAACCGGAGGACGAUCGUGUGUCCGAUGAUUGAUGUGAUCGACCACGAUAACUUCGGCUACGAGACGCAGGCCGGCGAUGCGAUGCGAGGGGCUUUCGACUGGGAGAUGUACUACAAACGCAUCCCUAUCCCAGCUCAGCUGCAGAAACCAGACCCCAGCGACCCGUUUGAGUCUCCGGUGAUGGCAGGCGGUCUCUUCGCUGUGGACAGGAAGUGGUUCUGGGAGCUGGGAGGAUAUGACAUGGGUCUGGAGAUCUGGGGAGGAGAGCAGUACGAGAUCUCCUUCAAGGUGUGGAUGUGUGGAGGCCGAAUGGAGGACAUUCCCUGCUCACGCGUGGGUCACAUCUACAGGAAAUACGUUCCCUAUAAAGUGCCAGGUGGAGUGAGCCUCGCCAGGAAUCUGAAGCGUGUGGCCGAGGUGUGGAUGGAUGAGUACGCAGAGUUCAUCUACCAGCGGCGGCCGGAGUACAGGCACCUGUCUGCUGGAGACGUGUCCACACAGAAGGAGCUCAGGAGCCGGCUGAACUGCAGGAACUUCAAGUGGUUCAUGAGGGAAGUGGCAUGGGAUCUGCCCAAACACUAUCCUCCGGUGGAGCCUCCGGCCGCUGCGUGGGGAGAGCUGCGUAACAGCGCCUCGGGUCUGUGCAUGGAGAGCAAACACUUGUCCUCGGGUUCCCCGAUCCGUUUGGAGAAAUGCCUGAAGGGACGAGGCGAGCCGACCUGGAGUCAUGGUCAGGUCUUUACGUUUGGUUGGAGAGAAGACAUACGGGUGGGAGACCCGCUGCACACUAAGAAGGUCUGCUUCGACGCCGUGUCACACAACAGCCCUGUGACUCUGUAUGACUGCCACGGGAUGAAGGGGAACCAGCUGUGGGCCUACAGGAAGGAUAAGAGCCUCUAUCACCCCAUCAGUAACAGCUGCAUAGACUCUGAUGCUGCACAGAAGCGGAUCUUCAUGAACUCCUGCGAUCCCUCGUCUCCCAGCCAGCGGUGGCUCUUCCAGAACACCAACAUCACAGUCUUAGACUCCUUCAACAGCCAUCACAAUGUGUAAAGCUGCCACUAUGAGCACGAGAAUCCACCGGGAGAGUGCGACAGCUUCCUGAUCAUGGAAGUGACGCUGCUCUCUGUGCCUUUACUGAACUGAUGUGCGUCUGGAAACUCUGUUCUGAUCUUCUGACUCCAAACCGCUGGAAAAGCUGAAGCUCUGUCCUUCCCUGCGCUCUCUCAUCAUCAUCAUCUUCUGCUGAACAUGAUCAGUAACAGUGUUUGCAGGGCAGCGUUUGACCGAUGCUCUUCGCCUUCAGUGCAUCUGAGGAACGACUCAAACACCGAUGAUGCAGUCUGUGAUUAGAUGUGCAUCUGUUCAUCAUCAUCAUCAUCUUCACAGAGAACUUGCAAACAUGCCACAGUUUGUCCUUCAGAAAUGCGAAUCUGAUUGAGAGGUUUAUUUAUUUGACUGUUCGGAGUCACAUGGGGUUCCUCAUGAACAACAGCAACCUUUACUGAGCGCUGCUUUAUUAAAACUUGAUUUUAUUAUCCAGAUUCUCUGUUAACAAAUUUAGAUGUACUUGUUGUUGUUUCAUUUUAGAGGAUGAAGUUUUAUUACAAAGGCUUCAAGGCGGUUAUGUGUCGACCCUGUAAAAUCAUAUACAGUUUCUUCAUUCAUUGGGGAAAUCUGAAAGAGUCAGUCCUGUUUCCAUGAUUUGUAGCGUAAUGCUGUUGAUUAAGGAUUACUUUAGAACUGCGUUGCACAGCAGAAGACUAUAUCCUACUAGAUACUUUUCAUUUUAUGCUGUUUUUUCUUUCUUUCUGUGAUGUAACCAGCUGGGAUCCUCUGGUUCUCAGUAAGUGCUUGCACCCAAAGACAGAUCUGUUCAUGUGUCUGUGACUGAAUGAUGCACAUGAGCAACACAAGGGAAACUUGAAUCUAGUCGCCGUGCCUUGCUGGAAGAUGCUGAAAGCACACUGUAGUCUAGUUUUCUAGGUUCGGUGCUGCUGAGCGUUUGACCCAUUUCUACCAUGAAAUAUUUUUACAAGCACUUUGAAAUGUUUCUUUGAUCCGAAGGAGUUUUAAAGUGGAUCUGUCCAGCACUUUCAGACGUGUCUUUGUCCAGAGCCUAUUUUCAGUAUCAACGAUUUUGUAAUGUCUGCCGAUUCUAAAGAAAGCCCUGGUUAUUAUUAUGAUUAUUAUUAAUUCCCUGGGAAUUAUUGCUCCACUGUUAUUGUGUCAAACACAUGUGAAUAAUUGAAGCGUUUAAUACCGGACUCACUUUUGAGCUGAAUGUUUAAAGACCAGCUGUAGGUUUGGUGUUGUGUGAAACUCCUGCUUUGAUGGGUUUCCAGAGGUGUGUGUGUGUGUGUGUGUGUGUGGAAUAUGAAGAUAUGGUAAUUAGUCUCAUGUUGAAUCUUGGGAACCGUAGUAUUUUUUACACUGAUGCAUUAACACGGUUCAGCCACUUUUUAAACUGCUCAUCAUAAAUGAUUAUUAUUCAGGAACGGAUGUGGUAGGUUCAGUUCUGUUAUUUCUCUUUUAAUUUGUAUCAAUAAUGUUUUUGUCUCAAUUCACGUUUGAAUUAUGGCAAAAUUAUGCCAUCAAGAAAAACCAUUACAUCGUUUUUUCUUUUCAUACAAAUGCUACUGUAAAACUGUUCUGGUCUUAUUUUGAAUAGUUUGUAUUUACUUAAAUAAUUUAUCUGAAUUCAAAUGGCGUUUUAUAGCUUCUUUAGGAAAAUGUUGAAAAAGAAGGUUCUGCAGUGAUGGAGACAUGUUUUACCUGAACACACAAGGAAAGGUGUUCCUGAAAUCAUUCAUUAGUUUUGUGUGCAUGAUUGUUCAGAUCUGCAUCUGUUUGUGUGGAGAGAAAGGAGGACUGGAUUCAUUCAGUGAACUCCUCUUGAUUUGUGUUAAAUAAAGACCCUCAGAACCCA
Messenger RNA from Carassius gibelio (silver crucian carp), 3860 nucleotides. Its product is annotated as polypeptide N-acetylgalactosaminyltransferase 10. NCBI's taxonomy places the organism in Eukaryota, Metazoa, Chordata, Actinopteri, Cypriniformes, Cyprinidae. The record is from RefSeq and is a predicted model, not a curated record. Gene Ontology annotation, cellular component: Golgi apparatus. The transcript has 12 exons. The coding region runs from base 194 to 1984 and encodes 596 amino acids.